AUGUUGUCCUGGAAGAAGUGUCAUGGACUGGGCAUGGCGCGGCUUUUGGGCUUCUGCUGGUUGGUUUUGGUCUUCUGGAGGGGCUCCCAGGCUUGCCCCAUAUCCUGCUCAUGCAGUACCACUCGGAUCUGGUGCAGCAAUCCUUCUCCCGGUAUCAUGGCCUUUCCAAGGCUGGAAUCAAACAGCCCCGAUCCAGAGAACAUUACCGAAAUUUAUAUUGCCAGACAGCCGAAGUUAGAAUCCAUCACUGAAGAUGACCUGGAAGGCUAUGUGGGGCUGAAAAAUCUAACGGUGGUGGAAUCAGGACUAAGAAUGGUGGCUCAUCAGGCCUUUCUGAAAAACCCCAAUCUGCAGUACAUCAAUUUCACCAAGAACAAAUUGACAAGUUUGUCUAGGAAGCAUUUCCGUCAUCUCUUCUUAUCUGAGCUUACCUUAGUGGGCAAUCCAUUGAAGUGCUCUUGUGACAUCCUCUGGGUCAAGACAUUCCAAGAGAUUAAAUCCAGUUCAGAGACUCAGGAUUUAUACUGCACAAAUGAGAACAACCAGAAGAUUGCUCUGAGAGACCUGAAGAUACCCAACUGCGUUGUGCCAUCAGCAAAUCUGAUCACGCCCAAUCUCACAGUUGAGGAAGGGAAGUCCAUCACAUUGUUUUGUAACACAUCAGGACAUCCAGCUCCUGAUGUAUCCUGGGAAGUCGGUAAUCUGGUUUCCAAACAUAUGAAUGAAACAAACAAGGCAUCGGCCUCCUUAAAGAUAACUAACAUUUCAUCUGAUGACAGUGGAAAACAAAUCUCUUGUGUGGCAGAAAACAUUGUAGGAGAAGCUCAAGAUACUGUCAACCUCACGGUGCAUUUUGCACCAACUAUCACAUUUCUCGAAUCUCCAACCUCAGACCACCACUGGUGCAUUCCAUUCACUGUGAAAGGAAACCCCAAACCAACGCUGCAGUGGUUCUAUCAAGGGGCCAUUCUGAAUGAGUCUAAGUACAUCUGUACUAAAAUACAUGUUACCAAUCACACCGAAUACCAUGGCUGCCUUCAGCUGGAUAAUCCUACUCACAUGAACAAUGGUGUCUACACCUUAAUGGCCAAGAAUGAGUAUGGCAAAGAUGAUAAGUGGGUCCAGGCUCACUUCAUGGGUCGUCCUGGAAUUGAUGACGGUGACAACAAUUCUUAUCCUUUUUUGGUAAUCGAGGAUUAUGAGACCACAUCUAAUGAUAUUGGAGAUACUACAAAUAAAAGUAAUCAAAUCACUUCAACGGAUGUUUCCAACAGAGAGAAUGAAGAUAGCAUCACCGUGUACGUCGUCGUGGGGAUUGCGGCUUUGGUAUGCACUGGUCUGGUGAUAAUGCUGAUUAUUCUUAAGUUUGGGAGACACUCCAAGUUUGGCAUGAAAGGUCCUUCUUCAGUUAUCAGCAAUGAUGAUGACUCCGCCAGUCCACUCCAUCACAUCUCCAAUGGAAGUAACACUCCAUCUUCUUCAGAAGGAGGCCCCGAUGCUGUCAUUAUUGGAAUGACCAAGAUUCCUGUCAUUGAAAAUCCCCAGUACUUUGGAAUCACAAACAGUCAACUCAAGCCAGACACAUUUGUCCAGCACAUUAAGAGACACAACAUCGUUCUGAAAAGGGAACUGGGCGAAGGAGCCUUUGGGAAAGUUUUCCUAGCUGAGUGUUAUAACCUCUGCCCCGAACAGGACAAGAUCUUGGUGGCAGUGAAGACACUGAAAGAUGCCAGCGAAAAUGCCCGCAAGGACUUCCACCGAGAGGCCGAAUUGCUGACCAAUCUCCAGCAUGAGCACAUCGUAAAAUUCUAUGGUGUCUGUGUGGAGGGGGAUCCUCUUAUCAUGGUCUUUGAAUACAUGAAGCAUGGAGAUCUCAACAAGUAUCUCAGGGCCCAUGGACCAGAUGCUGUGCUCAUGGCAGAAGGCAACCGCCCCACUGAAUUGACCCAAUCUCAGAUGUUGCACAUUGCCCAGCAGAUUGCAGCUGGCAUGGUUUACCUGGCAUCCCAACAUUUUGUCCACCGCGAUCUUGCCACCCGGAACUGCUUGGUUGGAGAGAACCUGCUGGUGAAAAUUGGUGACUUUGGGAUGUCCCGUGAUGUGUACAGUACUGACUACUAUAGGGUUGGGGGCCAUACGAUGUUGCCCAUCCGCUGGAUGCCUCCAGAGAGUAUCAUGUAUAGAAAAUUCACCACAGAAAGUGAUGUGUGGAGCCUGGGGGUUGUGUUAUGGGAGAUCUUCACCUACGGCAAACAGCCAUGGUAUCAGCUCUCAAACAAUGAGGUGAUCGAAUGCAUCACUCAGGGCCGAGUCCUGCAGAGGCCUAGAACAUGCCCAAAGGAAGUGUAUGACCUGAUGCUGGGGUGCUGGCAGCGAGAACCCCACAUGAGGCUUAACAUCAAAGAUAUCCAUUCCCUCCUUCUGAACUUGGCCAAGGCAUCCCCAGUCUACCUGGAUAUUCUAGGCUAG
Messenger RNA from Gracilinanus agilis (Agile Gracile Mouse Opossum), 2469 nucleotides. RefSeq names its product neurotrophic receptor tyrosine kinase 2 (gene NTRK2). The coding region runs from base 1 to 2469 and encodes 822 amino acids. Gene Ontology annotation, biological process: regulation of phosphatidylinositol 3-kinase/protein kinase B signal transduction; synapse organization; trans-synaptic signaling by neuropeptide, modulating synaptic transmission. Gene Ontology annotation, molecular function: ATP binding; brain-derived neurotrophic factor receptor activity; axon guidance receptor activity. The transcript has 18 exons. The record is from RefSeq and is a predicted model, not a curated record. Gene Ontology annotation, cellular component: signaling receptor complex; neuronal cell body; plasma membrane. Lineage: Eukaryota; Metazoa; Chordata; Mammalia; Didelphimorphia; Didelphidae.